CCGGCGUUUGUCGUCAGAGCGCGAUGGCGGCGCCGGGGGUGUCCAAGGCCGAGUACCUGCGGCGGUACCUGAGCGGCCCCGCCGAGCCCGCCCAGCCCCGCCGCCGCCGCAAGAAGAAGCCGCCGGGCGGCACCGGCAGAGCCGGGAUGCGGAUCGUGGAUGACGAUGUGAGCUGGAACAGCAUCGCCGCCGCCCCGGAGAAGGAGGAGGAGGAGGACGAGGGGGACAUGCCUGUGGUGGCAGAGUUCAUUGAUGAACGCCCCGAGGAGGUGAAACUCAUGGAGGAAUUCCGAACAAACGCCAAGUGGAAGCUUCUAGGAGACGAGGACUCGCAGAGUUCGGAUAUUUCAGGACCUGCCAAGUCUUCCUCAAGGCGACGCCACGACUCCCCAGAGCCAGCAGGGAAACACAACGGCUCCUCAGAGCUCUCUCCUCCGAGACGGCAGCGCCAUGACAUGCCCGACCCGUCCCCUCCCAGGAGACAGCGACAUGACACCCCUGACCCGUCCCCUCCUAGGAGACAGCGACAUGACACCCCUGACCCAUCUCCUCCCAGGAGACAGCGACACGACACACCAGAUCCAUCCCCUCCCAGGAGACAGCGACACGACACACCAGAUCCAUCCCCUCCCAGGAGACAGCGACAUGACACCCCUGACCCAUCCCCUCCCAGGAGACAGCGACACGACACCCCUGACCCAUCUCCUCCCAGGAGACAGCGACAUGAUACCCCUGACCCCUCACCUCCUAGGAGACAGCGACAUGACACCCCUGAUCCAUCCCCUCCUAGGAGACAACGUCAUGACACACCGGACUUGUCACCUCCCAAAAAGCAACGUCGUGACGCCCCAGAUCUGUCACCUCCCCGGAGGCGGCAGCGCCGCGACACCCCUGACCCAUCUCCUCCCAGGAGACGACGUCAUGACACCCCAGACUUGUCACCUCCCAGGAGACACCGUCAUGACACCCCUGACCCCUCACCUCCCAAAAGGCAGCGUCAUGACACACCAGACUUGUCACCUCCCCGGAGGCGGCAGCGUCAUGACACCCCUGAUCCAUCCCCUCCCAGGAGACAGCGACACGACACCCCAGAUUUGUCCCCUCCCAGGAGACAGCGCCAUGACACCCCUGAUCCAUCCCCUCCCAGGAGACAGCGACACGACACCCCAGAUCUGUCACCUCCCAGGAGACAGCGUCAUGACACCCCAGAUCUGUCCCCUCCCCGGCGGCAGUGUCAGGAUUUGUCACCUCGGAGAGAGAGGCCGGGGUCCCCCAGUGGGAAAAAGAGCCAAAGGAAAGGACGGACUUCGCCCGCCCCGAAGGAGCAGCACAGGUCACGGAGUCCCCCGGGCUCCCCCAAGAAGGCUAAGACAAUGUCAUCCGGGGUCAAAGCUGGCCUGGUGUCGGCCGAUGUGCUGCAGAGGGAGAAGCAGGAGCUGCGGAAGCACGAGAGGAGCACCAAGCACCUGGAGGAGGAAUCCCGGAACGCUCAGACCGUGUUCCGAGACAAGUCUGGCCGCAAGAGGAACCUGGCCCAGGAGCAGCUGGAGCAGAGGCUGAAGGCUGAGGCAGAGGCCAAGAGGGAAGAGCAGUAUGCCAAGUGGGGAAAAGGGCUGGCACAGGAGAGGCAGCAGCAGCAGAACGUGGAGGAUGCAGUGAAGGAGAUGCAGAAGCCCUUGGCCCGCUACAUCGAUGACCAGGACCUGGAUAGAAUGCUGAGGGAACAGGAGAGGGAAGGAGACCCCAUGGCUGCUCUCAUCAAGAAGAGGAAGGCCAAGGAGAACAAGGAGAAAGAAAAGCCCAGGUACAAGGGACCAGCACCUCCACUCAACAGGUUUAACAUCUGGCCAGGGCAUCGCUGGGACGGUGUGGACAGGUCCAACGGGUUUGAGCAGCAGCGCUUUGCCCGCAUUGCCAACAAGAAGGCGGUGCAGGAGCUGGCCUACAAGUGGAGUGUGGAGGACAUGUAGUGGAGAGUCCUGCAGUGACCCAUGGACACCACCCACUGCCAGAGCCCUGGGAAUGGCUGCUGUCCCUGGAACAAGCCCUGUCCUUGGCAUUCGGCAACCCACUGGGGCAUCUUCCAGCAGGCAAGGAUGGAUUUCCCUGCCAGCCAGAGCCUCCAGCUCUCUGGGGAGGACACUGACUUCUUGUUUGUUUUCUGACAAACUUCUGUUCUAUGCCAAAUGCUUUGACCUCUGAGAGCAUUUCCCAAGUGUUCAGGUGUCCUAAAUCUCAGGUGAAAAUCUGCUGAACGCUUGGGCUUGGGAGAGUUGCCCUCCUGCAGUGGGUCAGUCUGCUCCAGAACUCAGGUUAAGUUGAACUUCUGAACUUCUGUUAAGUUUAUGCAGUUGUUUUGCCAUGUACAUGCCAGAGUGACCAAUGUGCAGGAAAGUUCAAACUCAGCUUCUCCUGACCGUGUCCAAACAGAAAACUGAGCAGGGGAUGCUCAGGCACUGGAAGAGCGACCUGCAGUGCUGCACUGGGCAGCAAGAUCUUCAGAAGCCUCAGCAAUUCUUCAGGGCUCCAUUUCUAGUGGAAGGAAAUGUGUGGAGAAUUACGACUUCAGACCUGGAAUUGCUUCCCUCAUAGUUUGGAGCAGCUGCUCCCCCCAGACCCUUCUGGAUUUGGGGCUGAUCUCAGCACUUCCCCCAUGCCUGGGGCUCGCUCUGGUGGGAGGUGUAACAACCCUUCCUUCUGUGACCAGGUUUGUCAGUCUCAGAGCUGGAGGCUGGGCAGAGCUUCCCUUAAUCCCUAUGUGCCAGAAAGCACUUGUGGAAAUAAAUACAGUUGUUCUUGUUGAGGUCCCAGGCAGCAGGGAUGAAAUGCAGGCAGCAGUUUCCAUGGAGAUGCCUCGGCUGCAGCAGUGGGCAGGGCAGGAUCGCUCUUUGCAGGGAUUCUCCAGCGUUGGGAGGGCCGUGGGUGGGAGGGAUAGCAGCAAAGUCUGCUCUGGAGUGCCAGACUCUUGGGACUUCCCUGUUUUCCAUCCCUGUGUAACAUUUCCAGCAGCCCUGGAAUGGUGUGUUCCCCUGUAAAUAACACCUCUCUUUUUGUACUCCA
Messenger RNA from Catharus ustulatus (Swainson's thrush), 3060 nucleotides. It is a transcript of the gene BUD13, whose product is annotated as BUD13 homolog. Gene Ontology annotation, biological process: mRNA splicing, via spliceosome. Gene Ontology annotation, molecular function: RNA binding. The record is from RefSeq and is a predicted model, not a curated record. Lineage: Eukaryota; Metazoa; Chordata; Aves; Passeriformes; Turdidae. The coding region runs from base 24 to 1970 and encodes 648 amino acids. Gene Ontology annotation, cellular component: RES complex; U2-type spliceosomal complex. The transcript has 11 exons.